UCAGGGGUUCUGCAUCCUCUUGGAGCAGAAAGAAAACUCCUACAAACUUUGACCAGUGCUCUGCUGGACACUGUUAGAAGUCACAAGACUGCUCUAACUGCUGAUGAGAAAAGGUAUUUAGCAGUUUAUAUUGCUAUAUUAAUUGCAUUGCCAUGUUCCGUGUACUGUGGGAGACCAGAUAUAGUGAAUGAAGGGUCCUGGGUUUAGUAACACUUUAAUGGCCCUUGGUGGGAGGAGUGGAGGAGGUCAGUUGUUAGGUGAGGUUAGGGUAGGCUUCCCUAAAGAGGAGGGU
Staurois parvus is the source of this 292-nucleotide messenger RNA. Lineage: Eukaryota; Metazoa; Chordata; Amphibia; Anura; Ranidae. The record is from the annotation of a GenBank genome assembly.